This is a messenger RNA of Amoebophrya sp. A120, 1780 nucleotides long. NCBI's taxonomy places the organism in Eukaryota, Dinophyceae, Syndiniales, Amoebophryaceae. The record is from the annotation of a GenBank genome assembly.
CGUCAACAUCAUCGUUUGUGAUUGAUGUACAAAUUGCGACGGUUUCGCGUUUCCGAUGUGAAAGCAGAUGACUUUGUCUCUAUUUUUACAUUUACCUUCGAAAUACUUCAGCGACAAAAGAAGUGACGUAGCUCUUGAUCGCGUUUGUGAUUUUACUUUCUUUGAUCGUGUGGCUCCAGACUCAAAGUCUAAACUGACUCGUCAACCGCAUUGAAAAAAGCUGGACGGAAACCUCCAGCAAACUCACUUCACCUCUGAUUUUCAACUUCAUCAAGAUGACCGAAGGUUCCAUUUCGACAUUCACAGCUGACCACUCCGCUCUGCCCGACCCCGCUCAACCCCAGCCAACCACUUCCACCCUUUCCAAAACCGAGGCCACCCACUACGACCGGCAGCUCCGCGUUUGGGGCCUAGCCGCACAACAGAAGCUUUCCCAGUCCUGUCUGCUGUUUCUCGAAGUCGAUGGAAUCUUGUCGGAGUUGUUGAAGAAUCUGGUGCUGUCUGGUGUCGGGAAGAUCUACAUUCACCACAAAACUAUCGCAAGAGCAGGUGCCACUGCCGAAGCAAAUGGAACUGCGAAUGGCGCCGUCGCGCCAGGCCCAAGCCCCCUCGUCACCCCAGAGGACAUCGAGACGAACUUUCUCCUGACGCCCGACGACCUCGGGAAGAACAAGGUCGACUGCGUCGUGAAAGCGGUGCAGGAGUUGAACCCGCUGGUGAAGGUGGAAGCGGUAGGAGUAGGUGGACAUGGUGGAAAACCCAGAUCAGGAUCUGUGUCCUCUCCGUCAUCUUCGCUUGCGACAACACUCGCGGACCCGGCUAGUCCCAGCGGGAAGAUUUUUCAAGAAGCCACGAUCGUAUUUGACACAGCCUGUGUGUCAGUGUCUUCAACGACUGCAAGUUCAGCAUCGACAACAAGCGCACCUUCACUAGUAUCUUCAUCAAGUGCAAGUAAGCGAAAACUGCAAGAAGCCACUGAGAUUUCUGAUUUGUGUCGCAAGCAUGGAAAAACCCACUUUCUGUUAGCGCACAGCGGAAUUUAUGGGUUUUGUUUCUACCGGUGUUGCGAGACGACGGCUGGCGACCACGCGAGUGCUCCUGAUGGGCAGUCGCGGACGAAUCAUGGCGAUGCAACUUUCAACGACAUCCUGACGAAGUACGCACAGGGUGCGAAGGACAUAAAAAUCACGAACCCAGUGGUGCAAAGGUUUUUCCAAGAAUUCAAAAGCGUUAAGAACCUGCACCGUGCCGGGCCAGAAGGGAACGCGCAGACGAAUGGCAAGAUAGAGUCAGACCACGACGGCGAAAACCAUUUCAGUCGAUGUUUCCAGCUCCCCGCCCCGCUGGUCACGGUCAGCGCAAUCCUUGGCGGUGUCGUUGCACAGGAAGCAAUCAAAGUAAUGACGGGAAAGGAUAAGCCGUUGAAAAAUUGCAUUUUGAUGGACUUAUCCAUCAUGCAAUGCGUCAUCGAGGAACUGCAGAUCCCCAAGACACAAGAACGCUUGCCGAACGGGAAUGAAAUGAGAAACGGAACAACCGCGAAGCGAACGGCGGAGCAGCGAGAUCCAACUUCUUCAGAAAGAAGAAAGGAUGCAACAAGUAAUGGCAGCGGAAUUGCUGUUGCGAAAAAAGCAAAAACGGACGCUGUCGCCAUUGACUUACUCUCGGAUUCAGAUUGAUCUCUUCAACUUAAUCGAUGAACACACACCAAUGGAAAAUGCUGCUCCGCAUGCGCAACACUUGCUACAAAAAAGCAAUCGACUGAAAAAUGAGACCGAUG